AUGAUUAAAGAAAAGGCGCUUUUCUGGAUUAUCCAUCCACGACAGGAAGCUGCAAGGACAACUAUGCAAUCCAGAGCUUCUUUGGGGCUGCCCUUCCAGCUGCGGCUGGUGCACAAGAAGUCAUGGGGCCAUCGGCUAAGAGACCUCAUUUCCGGCUUUUUGCAAUCAUGCAAACCCAUUGCCAGGUACAUUUUCCCCAACUUCAUCGCGGUGCACUAUAUCUACCUGAUUACACUAUCGAUUAUUGGAUCUAUCUUAUUGUAUCCGUGCAAGAACACGCCGUUCAUCGACGUGUUGUUUCUGGCCGCUGGGGCGUCUACGCAAGGCGGGUUGGCCACCAAGAGCACUAACGAUUUCAAUCUGUACCAGCAGAUAGUGGUUUACGUCAUCACGGUGCUGUCUACACCGAUAAUUAUCCAUGGGUUUUUGGCCUUUGUCAGAUUGUACUGGUUCGAGAGGUACUUCGACAACAUUAGGGACUUUUCCAGACAGAACUUUGAGCUGAGAAGGACCAUGACGCUGCAACAGAGAGAACUUUCAGGCAACAGUGGUGAUGCGACUCGAAGUAGAAGUUUCAAAGACAACCUAUUUCGUGGGAAAUUUGUUUCCAGGGAAGACCCACGACAGCCUACUUCAGAUAUGUCCAUGGACCGUCCAGACACGCUGACGUCGUCUUCCGUUUCACCCUUGAAUGUUUCGUCUUCUAAGGAUGACUCCAGCGACACUCAAGCGUCCCCUCCACACUUCUCAAGUAAGCGGCAACUCUCACAGGUCGAUCCAACAGAUAUUUACAGGUCAAUAAUGAUGCUACAAGAAAAACAAGAAAAGAGGAAGUCAGACUCCACCAAUUCUUCUUACAGCGAGGCCAAUGGGCCUGCUUUCAUGGUACAAGAACGUCACGAAAGAAGGGCCUCGCACUACUCGCUGGGGCGCCGACAUCCCGUUUCGUCAUCCUCUCAGGAAUUGAGCAAACUGGCCCAGACUAAAAGCUUCCAGAAAAUGCCUCACUUGCAGAGAGAAGAAGGUGGCAAUGACUUUGACGAUGCUCGUCGCAGGUUUAUGGUCAGCAAGAAAAAAAACAUAUCCAGAACACAAACUCUGAACACCCCUACGUAUGUUGCCCCAGCAGACCCUGAAAACUCAAGCCAAGUAGCCCAAGAUGAUAGAAAUUCAGCAAAGUCAGCACCCGCAUCAUCUGCCGACGAAGAGAUGAGCUUUUCGCCUCAAGAAUCCUUGAAUCUGCAGUUCCAGGCACACCCGCCCAAACCAAACCGAGACGAAGACGACGUGCAUCAUCCCUUUACCAGAACAAUGAGCACCAAUUACCUAUCAUGGCAACCGACCUUUGGCCGAAAUUCUCUCUUUAUUGGGCUCACAAAGCAACAGAAGGAGGAACUUGGCGGAGUGGAAUACCGUGCUUUGAGACUGUUGUGUAAUAUUCUUUUGAUAUACUACAUCGGAUUCAACGUUUUGGCGUUUGUGACCAUAGUUCCAUGGGCGUGCACCAGGCACCGCUAUGCAGAGAUCAUUAGGCAAAAUGGAGUUUCCCCAGCCUGGUGGGGGUUUUUUACCGCAAUGAGUGCAUUUAGUAAUUUGGGCCUAUCUUUGACUGCUGAUUCCAUGGUCUCUUUCAACACUGCUCCCUAUCCCUUGAUUUUCAUGAUGUUAUUCAUCAUCAUAGGCAAUACGGGCUUCCCAAUCAUGUUGAGAUUUACCAUUUGGAUUAUGUUCAAAAUCUCGAGGGACCUCUCUCAGCUAAAAGAAAGCCUGGGGUUUUUAUUGGAUCAUCCGCGCAGAUGCUUUACAUUGCUAUUUCCCAGUGCUCCCACAUGGUGGCUGUUUGCAACUUUAAUUGUCUUAAAUGCCACGGAUUGGAUCCUAUUUAUAAUCCUGGAUUUCAAUACCACUGUAGUUAGACAAGUUGCUAAAGGCUAUAGAGCUCUAAUGGGUCUCUUCCAAUCUGUGUGUACAAGAACUGCUGGGUUUAACGUUGUCGACCUAAGCAAAUUACACCCGUCCAUUCAGGUGUCUUAUAUGCUAAUGAUGUACGUCUCGGUCUUACCGCUCGCAAUUUCCAUAAGAAGAACGAAUGUCUACGAAGAACAAUCGUUAGGACUAUACGAUAAUGGCCAGGAGGAGGGUAGUACAAAGGAUGAUACCCAUGAUGACGAAACCGAACAGAGUGGCACUACACCAGUGAAGCCCAAACCUAAGAAACAAUCUCCCAAAUCGUUUGUUGGUGCUCAUUUGCGGAGACAACUGUCAUUUGAUCUGUGGUUCCUAUUCCUUGGAUUGUUCAUAAUAUGUAUAUGUGAGGGUGGAAGAAUCGAAGAUGUUAAUGAGCCUGACUUUAAUGUCUUUGGUAUAUUGUUCGAAAUCGUUAGCGCUUAUGGUACUGUAGGUUUAUCAUUGGGUUACCCAAAUACAAAUACUUCGCUAUCUGCGCAAUUCACUGUGUUAUCAAAACUAGUCAUAAUCGCCAUGCUAAUAAGAGGUAGGAAUAGGGGCUUGCCGUAUACUCUGGACCGUGCCAUCAUGCUACCAAGUGACAAGCUGGAACAAAUUGAUCGUCUGCAAGAUAUGAAAGUUAGAGGGAAGUUGUUGAGAAAAUUUGACGAAGAUCCAAUGACUACUUACGUCAAAAAGAGAUCCCACAAAGUGAGAAAAGUAGCCAAAAAGUUCUGGAGGAGACAUUAA
Molecule: messenger RNA, 2697 nt
Organism: Saccharomyces mikatae IFO 1815
Lineage: Eukaryota; Fungi; Ascomycota; Saccharomycetes; Saccharomycetales; Saccharomycetaceae
Gene: TRK2
Product: Trk2p
Exons: 1
Coding region: 1-2697 (898 amino acids)
Biological process (GO): intracellular potassium ion homeostasis; potassium ion import across plasma membrane
Cellular component (GO): plasma membrane
Molecular function (GO): high-affinity potassium ion transmembrane transporter activity
Source: RefSeq, a predicted model, not a curated record